Pseudonaja textilis is the source of this 5063-nucleotide messenger RNA. RefSeq names its product kinesin family member 19 (gene KIF19). Gene Ontology annotation, molecular function: microtubule motor activity; ATP binding; microtubule binding. NCBI's taxonomy places the organism in Eukaryota, Metazoa, Chordata, Lepidosauria, Squamata, Elapidae. The record is from RefSeq and is a predicted model, not a curated record. Gene Ontology annotation, biological process: microtubule-based movement.
ACCAGGAGGCAGGCGAGGUGAGGCGAGGCGGCGGCCCGCCAUCGGCAGAUUCCCUGCACACCGGUCCCAGAUGGAGGGCGGUGGCGGCAGAGCUCUCCGAGGGGAGACCCAGCCCGGGCGCCUGCUUGCCAGCUGUCUUUCCAAAGAGAAGGGGGCGUAAUUGGGCUGGGUGGGGGGACUCCAGUACGCAUUGAAUGGCGGCGCCCAAACACCUGUCAUUGGUCUCGCGGGGAGAUUUCAUUUAGCUCAGAGCAGAACUCACACCCGACGAGACCCAGGAGUCCCGGGAAUCUGGCAGUGCGCGGGGGCUGCACACGUGCUGUAGCUUCGCUUGCCCGAGCCCGCCUUGUCUGGGCUACCCAGUUACCAUCAUGAAGGAGACCAGAGGGUCCAAGGAUCAGCAGCUCACGGUGGCACUUCGCAUACGGCCAAUCAGCAUGGCAGAGCUGGAAGAAGGAGCCACACUCAUUGCUCACAAAGUGGAUGACCAGAUGAUUGUGCUAAUGGACCCAAUGGAGGACCCUGAUGAUGUGCUCCGUGCCAACCGGUCACGAGAGAAAUCCUAUCUGUUUGAUGUAGCCUUUGAUUUUGCUGCUACUCAGGAAAUGGUCUAUCGUGCCACCACUAAAGGACUCAUAGAAGGGAUCAUCUCUGGCUACAAUGCAACUAUUUUUGCCUAUGGCCCAACAGGCUGUGGAAAGACCUACACCAUGCUUGGCACUGAUCAUGAGCCUGGCAUUUAUGUCCAGACACUCAAUGAUCUCUUCCAUGCUAUUGAGGAGACCAGCAAUGACAUGGAGUAUGAAGUCUCCAUGUCCUACCUGGAGAUUUACAAUGAGAUGAUCCGAGACCUCCUGAACCCUUCCUUGGGCUACCUGGAUUUGCGUGAGGAUGCUAAAGGUUUCAUCCAAGUGGCUGGAAUCACAGAAGUCUCAACCAUCAAUGCUAAGGAGAUAAUGCAGUUGUUAAUGAAGGGCAAUAAGCAACGGACGCAGGAGCCUACAGCAGCCAACCGAACAUCCUCACGCUCCCAUGCGGUGCUGCAGGUCACCGUGCGCCAAAAGAGCCGCAUCAAAAACAUUAUGCAGGAGGUGCGCAUAGGCCGACUCUUCAUGAUUGACUUAGCAGGCUCAGAGCGGGCUUCUCAGACGCAGAAUCGUGGACAGCGUAUGAAGGAGGGCGCUCACAUCAACCGGUCUCUGCUGGCUCUUGGCAAUUGCAUUAAUGCGCUCAGCGACAGGACAGGUGUCAAAUAUGUUAAUUACCGGGACAGCAAGCUUACUCGCCUUCUCAAGGAUUCUCUAGGUGGGAACAGCCGUACAGUCAUGAUUGCUCACAUCAGCCCUGCAAGUAGUGCUUUUGAGGAGUCACGCAGCACCUUGACCUAUGCUGAACGUGCUAAGAAUAUCCGCACCACGGUGAAGCGCAACCAUCUCAACGUCACCUACCACAUUGCUCAGUACACAAGUAUCAUUGCUGAACUCCAUCGUGAAAUUCACCGUCUGCACUGCAAAAUUGAGCAACAGGAGCCCCAUCCAAUGCGGUCAGACAUCCGGAGUAUUCAAGCCGAAGUACAGCUCCGUGGGAAUCACUUUGAGAGGCAGGAGAUGGAUCGGCUCCGGGAACAGCUGAUCAGCACCUUUCGGGAACAGAUGGAUGUGCGUCGCCACCUCAUGGAGUUGGAAAAUAAUUACAUGGAGAUACAGAUCGAGAGUUCUCGCCAUCUCCUCACCAUUGCUGAUUGGGAACAGGAGAAGACACGUCGAGCGCAAAAGUGGCGAGAGGAGCAACGAAAAGAGAGUUACAACAAAGAUGAAAAUGAGAAGGACUCUGACACUGGGGACGAACUCUCGGAUGUGCCAGAGCCACAGGAAGUGGCAGCAGCUCGGGAACACAUCGCUAUUCUCCUGGGGGAGCAGGAUAAACUUCAUAAACAGAAGGCAGAGCUGGAAAGGCGCUUCUGGGAUAUACGGCAGUGUGGGCAGCGGCUAGAGGAGGCCUUGCCAUGGUGCAUCAGCUCAGAAGAGCAGAGAGAGGUUCUGAGUUUGCUGUGUAAGGUACAUGAACUGGAAGUGAAGAACACAGCCAUACAAUCAAGUACACUUCUCAAGGACAACUUCAUCCGUCAUCAGGAGAGAGCUGUGCGUCGCUUUGAGUGCUAUCGCAACCUCUGUCACCGCAUCAUCCAAGAACAGCGACAGAUCAUUCAUGAGUCUCACCUAGUGGUGCCAUCCCAUCUGGAGGAACUGUAUCAGGUUUACUUGCAUGAGCUGGAAGAAGGGGCCUUAGAUCGAAUGGCAGCCAUGGAUCAAGCAGCUGUUAGAGCUCUUAAGGAGACUUCCGUGCCAAAGCUUCCCCCGCUCCCUGCGGAAAAUAUCCUGGACUCGGACCAAGAGAGCGUCAAGACACUGGGUUCAGAGAGUCAGCAGCUGCCUUGGCGGGAUUCUCGGAGGAAUACCCUCCCACCCCUUGUUCCGGCAUCAGACAGUGAAGCAGUUCAGGUGUUCAAGGCGUGUCCUCGGGCUCGGCAGAUGAAGCAUUCAGCAGUGAUGACUCCACCCCCUAUCCAUGUCAAUGGCAUGAUCAGUCAAGAGUAUACACCCCAGGAGAGUUUGCUUAUCCUGGACAGCCACCAGAAUUCUUCCCCUGACAGCAGCGAUCAUUGUUCUGAUGGCAUCUUGAUGCAUGGAGAGCACAAGGAGAUGGCGAGCGGCAUCAAAAACAUUGCGGUGAAGGCCGCCCGGCGUCGUUCACGGGUGCUGGAAUCCGACAGGCUGAACUUGCUGAAGCCAACCAAGGAGCUCAGCAACCUCUCCCUCCACUCUCUGAGUGAAAGUGAGGACACCCCCUGCCGGGGAACUCCUGCCCUCUGCCAGCCUGCCAGCCCCAGUUUGCAGCAUGCCGUCAGCGAGGACAAUCUGUCAAGCAGCACCGGGGAUACUGCUCCCGGGAGACACGUCCCCAGAUGCUCCCUUGGCCCCUGGCUCCGGGUUAACAAAAAGGGAAGCAAGAAACCUGAGAAGAGGGAAGAAUCCCUAGAGGCAAAGAGGAGGAAACGGCGCUCGCGCUCGUUCGAGGUUACUGGCCAGAGGCUCCAGGGCCCAAAGAACAAUGCCUCUCGCCGACAUCCCCUGGAAAGCAGUUCUGAGCACAAGAUAAUGGCAGCAGGAGGGAUGCACAGUAUCCGCAGCAUUGGAAAACCUGCUGUGCAGUUGUCCAGAGUGAGGCUUCUGCAAGCCCAGCCUUCUUCAGGUCCCAGUGAGGCAUCCUCUCUUUCUGUUGCUUCCCAUCAAAGUGGCAUCUCCAAGAAAAUAAGCCAGCCCAGUCAGUACCCCCCACGCCUGAACUAUGUCCCAGUGAAUGGGACAAACCCUUCUGGCAAAGAUGGGAAGAACCGAAGAUGUUAAGCUCUGAAAGGCACAGAGAAGUUGAGAUGCUCCAGGAAGGUAGCAUUUGAUGGGCCAGUCAGGGCCAGGCACUGUGGUUAAAACCAUUGGAAGGAAAUAGCUAACUUGAACAGAAGGCCUACAAGUUUGCCUGGUGGGUUGCAGGGUUGCUGCCAAGAGGAUUUUCUGGCCACAAAAAACUUUUAAUCUCCAGGACUCUGGGUCCCCCCAAAUUGAAAUGAGUAGUUGUCUCGAUGGAUACACAGAAGGCUGCCACCGGAUAUAUCCAGUGCUGUAAUACCAAGACAGACGUGGAAGAUUGGUUCUUGUGCAAGCACAACUCUUUAGUUUUUAAACUACGUGUUGAAGGAGGGUACCGUGCCACAGCAUUGGGGUAACCUGGCAACAAGAUUUGUUGUGCUUUUGCAUCAUUCCAAGGCAAUAAUUUCAAUAUAUUUAACUAGCACCUUUCUGCUGUGACCUUCAGAGGAAAAGGUUUGUGGACAUUUGAAAACACACUAUGUCUGCCUAUGGCCAGGAUUCCCUACCAGGGGGGCUGUUGUGUUGUCAAUCAAGCACCAUCCUUAAUUUCAUGACUGGGAUAUAUUUAACCUUUGGGGUUUCAAGGACUUUUAGAUGAUCUUGUUAACUGGCUUGGAUGCAAGAAAAGUCUUUUUACAAAACAAUUUACUAUUGCUUUUUUCAGCAAGGAGGUUUAAAAAAUGUGAUGGAAUCCCAAAUGUUGGCUUUUGUAUCUGUCUGUAAGUAAAGUGAGACGGCAAACAAUAUUCAAUACCAGCUCCAGAGUAUUUCCAGAAUCCUUCCAGUCUUGUAGUUUUUAUUGGCAAGGACUCCCUUCUUGCAAUAUGCGUGAUGUUUCAUAUUAUGCCAUCAGAAAGAUCUGCUUACAACAAUCUUGCACGGGUUUGGAUAUACAUAAUCCCCGUCUAGAUUGUUUUCUGCCUAAUUUUGAUGAUUGAACGGGAUCCAGCUGCUUUUGUCAUUCCAACUUUCCCAUUGUAUUUAUUUAUUUAUUUUAAAAAUCUGACUUCAUUUUUCCCCCAAUUGGGUCUGUUUACUUUUCUCUGUUAGCUAUGAUGGUAUUUAGGUUCAGUCACCAAGUCCACUGGGUAUUACCAGUCAUUGAGUCACUAGACAAGCUGGCUGUGCUAAAGGCAAGAUUACAGCGGAAACAUGGAAUUUAAGAAGCGCAAACACAGGGGAACUCAACAUAGUAAAAGAUUAAGCACCUCAACUACACAUUGAUGUCUUACAUAUCAGUGAAUUCAAAUAGUAUAGAAUUGGAUACAGACUCAAAAUAUGAAGACAUCAAGAAGGAAUAAAAAAAUAAAAUGUGAAGAUUUACAAGAAGAGACAAGAAAUAGUAUUACAACUAUACAAAUAAAGACAUUAAAAACAGACACAGAAAACAAAGUCAUCCAAGAAAUCUUCCAACUCUCAAAUUCGCAUGCUGAAGGAAGUCAAUGGACAACAGCAACUGGUUCAAGUAAGAUCAAAGAUGGAAAUUCUGAAAUUCUGCAUACUAAGGUUGUCAACAUCCAACACAUCUUAUAAGACUCAAAUCUAGCCACCAUUCGUGCAGUAGUCAAAUUUUAUGCUCUCAUGGUGUUAAUAAGGCAAAGCCAAUUAAAGAAAUAAAGACUUCUAUUUUCUUCA